AUGUUUAUCGAGCAGUUAAAGGGUAUAAUCAGAUGCUCCAUAAUUAUUGAGAAAGCUAUCAUUAGACCUGCCACCGGUAUCGUUGAGGUCAUUCUUCCUCAGCGAACCCCAUCCGUUCAACAAAAACGAUGGUGGGACCAUUUUACCAUACAUCGUAAGCCAGAAGAGUACGAAGAUGCUCAUGACGAAGUGCGACAUCUAUGGAAAACGCAGACCGACUUUUUCCUAUGUUCGUUAGGACUUAUUGUUGGUAUUGGCAAUAUGUUACGAUUUCCUGGCAAGAUUUGUGAAUAUGGAGCAAUAUUUUUCGUCCCAUAUUUUUUCUGUCUGGUCUUUAUCGGCUUCCCUAUGCUGUACUUGCACUUAUGUAUAGGGCAAUACGCUGGACAAACGGCCGAUGUCGCAUUCAGACGCCUGAUGCCUGUCUCUUGUGGUUAG
Cylicostephanus goldi is the source of this 438-nucleotide messenger RNA. NCBI's taxonomy places the organism in Eukaryota, Metazoa, Nematoda, Chromadorea, Rhabditida, Strongylidae. The record is from the annotation of a GenBank genome assembly.